AUGAUGGAUAAUGUUUCUUUAAUGCUUUUUCUUUCAGGUUUAAAUGAAACAAAGAACCACCAAUUUGCUGUCUUCUUUCUUGCUUUACUGUAUUACUGUGUGAUUUUGCUGGUAAAUAUUUCUCUUAUUGUAACCAUCAUCUUGGAUAAAAACCUGCAUGAACCAAUGUAUGUUCUAUUAUGUACUUUUUGCAUAAAUGGACUUUAUGGAACAACAGGUUUUUACCCCAAAUUUCUCUGGGAUCUGCUCUCUCCUGUCCAUGUUAUCUCAUAUUCUGGAUGCCUUAUUCAGGCUCUGGUAAUUUACUCCUUUGCUACCAGUGAUCUGUCUAUUCUUGCAGUAAUGGCAUAUGACAGAUAUCUGGCUAUAUGUCAACCACUGGAGUAUCACGCUAUCAUGUCAAAGCAAAAACUCUUUUAUUUAGUGUCUUUUUCUUGGAUAACACCUUUCUGUAUUGUGGCUGUAAAUAUAUUUCUGACAUCUAGAUUAAAAUUAUGCAGCUCAUAUAUUCGCAGGCUCCUUUGCUCAAAUUGGACUAUUGUUACAUUUGCUUGUUUCCCAGCUGAAACCCUUAUUAACAACAUUAUUGCCUACAUUUCAAUAAUCAUUUAUGUAUGUCAUGGCUUUUUUAUAGUUUGGUCCUACAUACAUCUUAUCAAAACAUGUGCGAAUUCUAUAGAAAAAAGGGCAAAGUUCAUGCAAACAUGUGUGCCACAUAUAACAUCCUUGGUCACUUUUCUUGUGACGAUACUAUUUGAUCCAAUGCAUAUGCGAUUUGGUUCAAAAGAUUUGCCUCAAAACCUUCAAAACUUAAUUGCGAUAGAAUUCCUCAUCAUACCACCUAUUGUGAAUCCUCUAAUUUAUGGUUUUAAAUUGACCAAGAUUCGAAACAGAAUUCUGGGUUUUGUGUAUAUCAAAAUGAAAUGA
Messenger RNA from Thunnus maccoyii (southern bluefin tuna), 927 nucleotides. RefSeq names its product olfactory receptor 142-like. The transcript has a single exon. The record is from RefSeq and is a predicted model, not a curated record. Bases 1 to 927 code for a protein of 308 amino acids. Gene Ontology annotation, molecular function: olfactory receptor activity; G protein-coupled receptor activity. Gene Ontology annotation, biological process: G protein-coupled receptor signaling pathway. Gene Ontology annotation, cellular component: membrane. Lineage: Eukaryota; Metazoa; Chordata; Actinopteri; Scombriformes; Scombridae.